This is a messenger RNA of Dicrocoelium dendriticum, 597 nucleotides long. The record is from the annotation of a GenBank genome assembly. NCBI's taxonomy places the organism in Eukaryota, Metazoa, Platyhelminthes, Trematoda, Plagiorchiida, Dicrocoeliidae.
AUGCGAUUUCAGCUCCGGGAUACAAUAUCGUCAAACAUAGACAAGCCAUACGAAGCAGUUGGAUGCAGCGUUUCUUCAUUAACUGGCUAUCCAGAAAUCAAUCACGUCAUUGUCAAGCUCGAGACUACAGGAUCGAUUGAAUCACAAAAGUUUGCAUCGGAAUUGUUUGGGGAGUGCGAAAACCGGAUGACUAACUUAAACGUCAUGGACUUAAACCUUCAACAGCCAUUCAGCGCUGUCAACAACCAACGUCAGACAACUAUCCGAAUUGCUGUGAGAUUCGUCGGAGAUGAUUCAAAGGGAGAAUGGCACAGCGCAUAUGGCAGUGCAACCGAGGUGAUACAUAUUGCAGAAGCGGCCUGCUCGAAAUUUACGAAGAGAGCAAAUACUAAGAAAAUCUCGGACAACAACAACUCCACUUGUACUGUAACCGGUCCACAACGUAAACAUGUGAAAGGGGAAUUUCUCUUAUACUUCGAGUUGGACGACACGGACGCCAUCAAGGUAACAGAAGAGGCCAUUGAAAAGCGCAACAUUACAAAAAUUGGUUACGACAUCCGUGACUUGCAAAUCGAAUUCCCAAGUCCUACACGCUAA